GGUGGGUGUUGGAUCAGUGACAGGUGGCGCUGGGGAGUUACCACGGCGAGCGGCUGGCUGGCUACAGUGUUUUGGUCAGCACUGGUCAAUCUUGCCCUACACGCUCUAUUAACCAGUGUUUCCGUCUUCCUGACACCUUCUUCCUGCACCAAGCACCGUCAAGCAUCACCAGAGAGGCACGAGUACGUAAGCUGGUCCGAAAUAGCAGUGGACCGAAAUUGCCUCAGCACAACAACAUGUCCACGAGAUGGUAUCCAUUGUAUCAAUUCGGAAACCCCCAGCUGAGGGUGUUCCUGCCCAACUUCUUCAUGAAACUUGUCAAGCCCCGUGACCCGCUGCCUGCCAACGUGGUCCAGUUCCACGUGUCGAUGCAGAUGACCAAGAUUGACAUCAAGAACUACCUGGAGAAGAUAUACAACAUCCCUGUGGAGCAUGUUGUCACCCACGUCAGGAUGGCCAGCGGAACCUUACUUCCUCCCGUGAUACAAGUGACAGAGCUAUAGCCGUUUCCCUCUCCUAGCAGUAACGAUACAACACUGCUUUGUUCACUUCCUCGAUCCUAAGAUGUAUUUUUAAUAUGUGCUGUGUGUCCUCUUCUGUGAAUUAACUGUGGGGUGCUAUGUCUCUCAGCCUCUGGAAACUAAUAUUUGUGAAUUUGAUGCUGUUUACUUCGUGGAGUGACUAGAGGGAAAGAGAGUGAAAGGAAAGGCGAGAAGAGAAUAAAGUGGAUGAGUGAGGAAGUGAAAGGAAACGAGAGAAAAGCGAGGAAUAAAUAAAUGAAGGAGCGAAAGGCGAGUAAUAGGUAAGUGAAGGAGUGAAGGGAAAGGAGAGAAAGGCAAGGAACAUAGAAAUGGAGGAGUAAGGAAGUGAAUGAGGUAUUAACUUAGAGGAACAGACGAGAGCACUACAGAGGGAGUGACUGGCGUGUUAGCUUGAUAAAUAACUUAGAGCACGUAAAUAGAGACGAGGAGCAAACAAUUACAUCAUAUAGCAGCUGGAGGAUAAGAUGGAACACUAUUACAAAUUCAAUUAGGUGGAGAUAAAAAUAAAUAAAUAAAGUACCGUAAGAUAAAUAGAAAAAGAAAGACUGAAGGACGAAAUUUGGAAGAAUAAAAACACAAAUAAGUGCAGAAAUAAAAAAAAAGCGAGAUCUGGAACAGUAAAACCCACCGAUGAAUAGAGAAGGGGAAAAAAAGUGACAAACGAAACCUGACAAAGCAGAGAACGAGCCAGACAAGGCAGAGAGAAGCAGCAGGACACGUGAAACGACAGAAAUAGACAUCCGGGCAGCCGUGGGACUACCUGAGGAUUAUACUUGGGUACUGGUGACCUGGAGGCGUGACAAGGAGAUCAGUAAGAAUCCGAGGUCAUGGCAGAGAGGAAAAGAAACACCAUUACUGUGCCGGGAGUGAGGCGUCGUGUAUAUGUGCUCGGGUUUCUAAGCGAGCUGGUGGCCUUAAUACAAAUCGUGGGCCAUCUGGUAAUGCUGAGUCUGGUUGUGAAUCCUGAGCACUUUGACAGCCAAGUGGCGUCGCUCAAUGUGGGAAUGUCCAUACUGACUGGAGUGUACCUUGGGUUGACUGGUCGCCUGCUCUUCCUGUUUCAUGAGAAACGAUACGAAGAAACACGCGGCCCGGAAUGGAUGUGGUGGUUCUGUACUAUGGGAAUCAUCACCUUCAACUGCCUGCAACUGGUGUGGUUCUCCCUGACUGACGACAUCAUUCCGGCAGUGGUGUGUGGCCUGGCUGCCCUCCUCUACCUCAUCUUCUUCAAGUUCGCCAAGGAUGACCUCAAGUUCCUCAGAGAUGAUGCCACUGUUGUUGCUGCCACUACUCCUAUCAUCACUACCACUGCUUCUGCUAUGGCUGCAGCUUCCACUCAUGUCAGGAUAGAUAGCUGAACAUGCUGAUAGACAGUUGAACAGAAGGAAGUACCGCUAGUCAGAAAAUAGACAGACAGCUGAACAAAGGAUAUACAGAGAAACAAGCAGGAACAGACAGUUGAAAAAGCACGAACAGAUAGAUGAACAUACAGGAACAGACAGUUGAACAAGCAGGAAUAGAUAGAAAAACAAGCAGGAUUAGACAGAUGAAUAAGCAGGAAUAGAUAGAAGAACAAGCAGGAUUAGACAAAUGAACAAGCAGGAACAGACAGAUGAAGAAGCAGAAACAGACAGUUGCACAAGAAAUAGUUGAAUAAUCUCUUAAUAUUCACUUUUCUCAUUAUUAUGAUGACUGCACACAUGUUGCAGAGAACAGUUGAGUAACCAUGUUUCAUUUUCUUUAGUAUUGAAGGUUAUCAAUUUUCACAAUAUUCAUUAAGGCUAGAGGUUCAAUACAAACAUGGAAAUAUACUUCAAUUUUAAUAGAAAUAAAACUUGCAAGUAAAGAAUCAUGACUUGAGUCCGUAACCAUAACCAAGGAAAAAGUUUUAGUGAGAUGGUAAUGUGGAUCUGAGCACAAUAGGUGGGCCGUCAGCCUCCAUUCUCUCUGUAACCCACGGCUGAUCCCAAGCUGGGGAACCAAAACUUUGACACAGGUAGACGUAACAUGAAUACUUGUAACGAGUUGUAACAAUUGUAUAUAUAAAGGCCAUAUAAAAUAUAA
This is a messenger RNA of Scylla paramamosain (green mud crab), 2606 nucleotides long. Its product is annotated as large ribosomal subunit protein uL23m-like. The record is from RefSeq and is a predicted model, not a curated record. Bases 1370 to 1900 code for a protein of 176 amino acids. Gene Ontology annotation, cellular component: ribosome; mitochondrial large ribosomal subunit. Gene Ontology annotation, biological process: mitochondrial translation. Gene Ontology annotation, molecular function: structural constituent of ribosome. The transcript has 7 exons. Lineage: Eukaryota; Metazoa; Arthropoda; Malacostraca; Decapoda; Portunidae.